Messenger RNA from Zychaea mexicana, 453 nucleotides. Its product is annotated as NAC domain-containing protein. Gene Ontology annotation, cellular component: nascent polypeptide-associated complex; cytoplasm. The transcript has 2 exons. The annotation marks the transcript as partial. Gene Ontology annotation, biological process: protein targeting to membrane. NCBI's taxonomy places the organism in Eukaryota, Fungi, Mucoromycota, Mucoromycetes, Mucorales, Lichtheimiaceae. The record is from RefSeq and is a predicted model, not a curated record.
CAGUCCCGUGGUGAGAAGAAGGCUCGCAAGGCAAUCCUCGGUCUUGGCUUGAAGCAAGUUCCCGGCAUUACGCGCGUCACCUUCACCCGUGCCCGUGGUAUUGUGUUUGCCAUUGGUCGCCCUGAGGUGUUCAAGAGCAACAACUCUGACACCUACAUUGUCUUUGGUGAAGUCCAGGUCGAAGACAUGCGCGCUCGUGCUCAACAAGCCGCUGCCCAGCAGCUUGCUGCCGAAGAAGCCGCCAAGGCCGAUGAUACCGAGGCCAACGCUCCCUCGACCGUCGCUGCCGAAUCCACUGCUGCUGUCGUCGAAGAGGAUGAUGAUGAAGAGGUCGAUGCCACUGGCAUUGAGGAUAAGGAUAUCGAGUUGGUUGUCAGCCAAGCCAAUGUCUCGCGCAACAAGGCCAUCAAGGCUUUGAAGAACAACAACAGCGAUAUUGUUAACGCUAUCAUG